AUGAUGCUGGACUUACCUGCGAUUACCAGAAAGUGUUUGCGAGGGAACCUUGGAGAAGUCUUGAGAGAAGUACGAAAAGUGCCGAAAGAGAGCAUAGAUAAGUCUUUUAUGCAAUUCUAUUUGGCCCAGUCCACAAAAUAUGUUCACUGGCCGUCUAUAUCAUUCAUCUGGAACACUUUUGUAGUACGACGGGAACUUAUGGUGGUGAGGCCUAAUAUCUUGGCGGAUAUAGCCAAAAUAUCGGUUCAUGAAAAUAAAUAUGGAUUUACGCGGACAGUACUACGGCAUUACAACCGCUAUUACAUUUCUCAACGUGGUAUAAGGUGGGAUGGCUACCGGUACUUGUUGUUAAACGCUCACAUUGAGAUAUAUGCGAAAAGGCCGAACACAAAAGCCAACUUCAAGAAGAAAUGGCAUGCCUACAUUGUCGAGCUUGACAAUGAGCUCACGCACUAUCCUGUUUCGGUGUAUGAUUUCCCAAACUUAACGGCUUCAAUGCGUAAUAUACCUAUUGAAAGGUUGAAAAAAUGGCUAUUGAACGAUUGUAAAGAAGGCUCCAUGAACCCAUAUUCAAUGCCCAUGCUUCUCAACAUGAUCUUGCUGCAACCGCAUGUCUCCGGGGCCGAAAAAAUUGACGUGUUCAAAGAAUUCGUCCAGAAAACAUCGGUAGAUUUAUCUCGAUACCUCCAGGACUCUGUUCAAAUCUUGUUUCACGAAUGUGACGGAGUGUCCAUGAGAGAUUUAGUAGAGGAGCUGCAAGCCUUACAUAUGACUUUUGAUGAAAAGACUACAAGGAAACUUCAGUCUCUGGGACUUCUAGAAUAA
Messenger RNA from Kluyveromyces marxianus DMKU3-1042, 825 nucleotides. It is a transcript of the gene PET122, whose product is annotated as translational activator PET122 family protein. Gene Ontology annotation, biological process: positive regulation of mitochondrial translation. NCBI's taxonomy places the organism in Eukaryota, Fungi, Ascomycota, Saccharomycetes, Saccharomycetales, Saccharomycetaceae. Gene Ontology annotation, cellular component: mitochondrial inner membrane. The coding region runs from base 1 to 825 and encodes 274 amino acids. The transcript has a single exon. Gene Ontology annotation, molecular function: translation initiation factor activity. The record is from RefSeq and is a predicted model, not a curated record.